UGUUGGCAAAUACCGUAGUGACACUUCGGUCAAUCGCAGAGAUAAGUAUACUUUUAACGGAUAAGGUUCUGUCAUUACUAUUAUCACAAUGACAGACUCUCAGAGUUGCAAUAGUGUUGCACAUAACUUGACAAUCGAGCAAAAGGAAUAUGCAGCAAAAGUUUUAAAUGAGUCCGACGAGAAUAGAGAAAACGCUGUCGCGGAGAUUAGACAUUGGAUUCAAGAGAACGAUUUACGCGCACGAACUGAUGACUUCUCCAUUUUGCGAUUUUUGAGAGCCUGUAAAUUUAACAUUGAGAAUACUAAGACCAAGUUGCGAAAUUAUCAAAAGCAGCGAGUUAAACUACCGGAGUGGUACGCGAAUAGGGAUCCGCUACAUCCGAAACUACAGGAAUUGCUCGAUAUGGGAAUUUGUUUACCUUUGCGAAAGUUGGAUGAUCAAGGAAGAAUGGUUAUCAUCGCGCGUCUUGUGCAUAAUCCAGACAUAUUUACAUUAUCAGACGCACUUAAGGUCUCAUCUAUGGUCUUAGAUGUGGCUAUAAGAGACAGCGUUGAAGCAUCCUUGUACGGUUUCGUAAUAAUUAUAGAGUUAGGACACGCAACUUUGCAUUAUAUCGCUCAAGUGACACCUCGCAUUAUAAUAAAUCUAAUCCACGCAUGGCAGGGUUGUUACCCCGUAAGAAUUCAAUUGCUUAACUAUAUUAAUACGCCAGAAUUUACUAAACAAAUUAUAGCAAUUACCGAGCGAUACUUCUUGAGCAAAAAACUCAAACAAAGAUUGCGUAUCUACACGUAUAGCACGACGCGCAAUUGUUUUAUAAAUAUGCCAGCUAAUAUCUUACCUGUUGAAUAUGGUUUAAUUUUUAUGAUAAGCUUGUUUCAUCCAUCUUAAUCUCGAUUUGUAAUUUAUACAACGAGAAUCACCAUCUGAAAACUUAUAAAUAUAUUUACACCGAAUUUCUCUAAGAAUAUCGGACCGUUUGUUACGAGAAAUCACUACAAAUGGAAAGUCAACUUUCUUCUCAUUUUAUAUUAAAUCAAGAGGUACAAUAGUGUUUCUUAUUAAAAUACGUUUACAUAAGCAUUCAAAUAUAAAAUUGUAUGUUGAAUUUUAUUGUGGAUGUAAUAACUUUAAUUCCGAAAUAUAGUAAUAAAAUAAUUAAAUUA
This is a messenger RNA of Formica exsecta, 1167 nucleotides long. Its product is annotated as retinol-binding protein pinta-like. The transcript has 4 exons. Gene Ontology annotation, molecular function: phosphatidylinositol bisphosphate binding. Gene Ontology annotation, cellular component: membrane. Bases 89 to 892 code for a protein of 267 amino acids. The record is from RefSeq and is a predicted model, not a curated record. NCBI's taxonomy places the organism in Eukaryota, Metazoa, Arthropoda, Insecta, Hymenoptera, Formicidae.